Hydatigera taeniaeformis is the source of this 2409-nucleotide messenger RNA. Lineage: Eukaryota; Metazoa; Platyhelminthes; Cestoda; Cyclophyllidea; Taeniidae. The record is from the annotation of a GenBank genome assembly.
AUGGAUUACACUGAAGAUCAAUCACUUGUUGAGUCUGAGAGGGAAUUCGUCGAGUUCCUUGACGAAUCAGUUGGCUUUCCUUACUGUUCUUACAUAGAAAUUCUAGGAAUUUUACAAAAGUCGGAUUAUCAAUAUGAUAGGCAAUUGAUUUCCAAUGCGUUUGCUGAAAUGCUUGCCUGUCAGCGCGCUCUCAAGGUCUGUGUGCAAAAUGUAAAUCCGGAUUAUGCACAGAAGGUUGGUGAUUUUUUCGUCGGUUUUGAGGGGAGCUUUGGAGCAAUGCAUGUUUCGCCGCGUACUCUUACCUCUGCUCUACUAGGACAUAUGGUGUGUGUGGAAGGAAUCGUAACUAGAGUGUCCGUUGUUCGUCCUAAGAUAACGUGUAGUGUUCACUAUUGUCCAAUUACAAAAAAGGCUAUUGAGCGUCGCUAUGCUGAUAUGAGCAGCUUGGAUGCUUUUCCUUCUGCUGGAGCUUACCCGACUAAAGAUGAAAGUGGCAAUUUGCUGGAAACUGAAUAUGGGCUCUCUACUUAUCAUGAUCAUCAGAAAAUAACAAUUCAGGAAAUGCCUGAGACGGCUCCGGCUGGCCAACUGCCUAGGUCUAUUGAUGUUUUAUUGGACAAUGACCUAGUUGAUUCUUGCAAGGCCGGUGAUCGUAUUCAAGUUGUCGGUCAGUUUCGUUGCCUUCCUGGGAAAAAGAAUGGGUAUACUUCUGCCAGCUUCCGUACGGCUUUGAUCGCGAAUAAUAUUCAAUUUUUCAACCAGCAGUCGGAACCUAACUUUUCUGAUGCAGAUAUCGGCAUGAUGCGGGUUAUUUCCAAGCGCCAUGAUAUCGUGGAUCUUCUUGCACGUUCUUUGGCGCCUUCUAUCUAUGGCCACCGUUACAUAAAGAAAGCAAUACUUUACCUACUCCUGGGUGGCGUAGAGAGACUCUUGUCAAACGGUUUACGCAUAAGGGGGGAUAUAAAUGUGCUUCUCUUGGGUGAUCCCUCGGUUGCAAAAUCACAAUUUCUGCGAUUCGUUCUUCACAUUGCCAAUCUGGCCAUUCCAACUACUGGUCGGGGCUCUUCUGGGGUCGGUUUGACUGCUGCUAUUACCACCGAUCAUGAAACCGGUGAACGCCAGCUGGAAGCCGGUGCCAUGGUCUUGGCAGAUCGCGGUAUUGUCUGUAUUGAUGAGUUCGAUAAAAUGUCCGAUAUUGAUCGAACGGCCAUCCAUGAAGUGAUGGAACAAGGACGUGUGACGAUCGCCAAGGCUGGCAUUCAGGCCCAGCUCAAUGCGAGAUGUUCCGUACUGGGUGCCGCCAAUCCCGUAUACGGCCGCUAUGAUCAGUACAAAACGCCAAUGGAGAACAUUGGCCUGCAGGACUCCCUGCUGUCGCGAUUUGAUCUGCUCUUCCUGGUGUUGGAUAAUGCAGAUCCUGACAGUGAUCGUGGGAUUGCUGAACAUGUUCUUCAAGCCCAUCAGUAUCGAGCUCCAGGAGAGCAGAAUGGCGAAGCUAUGCCUCUGCAAGACACCGCUGUUCAUCUCGCCACCUGCAAUAUGGACCCUAGUUUGGUUAAAGGCACUGCUAUUACUGAUCCUGGCGAGCAUCGUAAGGAAUCAGCUGAUCAAGUGUUUGAAGAUCAAAGUGGCUUCAUUGGUAGUGUUAGGGGUUCCAGAAAUAUGGAGUAUUUUACAACGAGUUUCCUUAAGAAGUACGUUCACAUCGCCCGUCAAUUGCGGCCUCAGUUGAGCAAAGAGGCUGCAGCCAUCAUAUCAGAGAAGUACUGCGACUUAAGGAUGCAACAGGACGUCGAAAACUCUACGUUGCGUCGCACUCAACCUGUUACUGCUCGCACGCUUGAGACACUCAUUCGUCUGGCCACGGCAAACGCUAAGGCUCGUAUGUCAAACACCGUCACCAAAAUAGAUGCUGAGGCUGCUGUGGAGCUGAUUUCAUUCGUACUCUUCAAGGAAGUACUGGAAAAGUCGCGCCGAAAGAGACCUCUUACCUCUGCGGGAGUGGAUGGGGCUGGUAGGUCUGGGUCGUGUUCGGAUUCCGAUGCAGAAGCUGAAAACACGACAAGUAGACCAAGUAAAAGGGCGGCAACGGCAGUGAUUGGGUCGGGGACUUUCGAGUCAACGCAGAGUCGAAGCGGCCGUAAUGUGUAUGCCUUUGACGAGGGAGGAAAAGGAGUACUUGGUCUGGGUGGGAUCCAACUGCCAGAGUCGCGACUUCGGAUCCUCUCAACUCUUGUCUCUAGGGCCUUCCAAGAGCGUCGCGUUGAACAGCUUGCCGUUCCGGAGGUUAUCGCCUUCAUCAUGGCGCAAACCUCAGAGUUCACCCGUGCUGAGAUAGUGGCUGGAUUGGACGCACUGCACAACAGCAACCGUAUCAUGGUUACGAAUGAUGAUGUCUGGUUAAUCUAA